AUGACUGCCAGGUCCUCAGCGGUGAGCAGAGAGUCCGAGUCCACUCCCAAGGUCCUCAGUGGUAGCAGAGAGUCCGAGUCCACUCCCAAGGUCCUCAGUGGUAGCAGAGAGUCCGAGCCCACUCCUAAGGUCCUCAGUGGUAGCAGAGAGUCCGAGCCCACUCCCAAGGUCCUCAGUGGUAGCAGAGAGUCCGAGUCCACUCCCAAGGUCCUCAGCGCGGUGAGCAGAGAGUCCGAGUCCACUCCCAAGGUCCUCAGCGGUAGCAGAGAGUCCGAGUCCACUCCCAAGGUCCUCAGCGGUAGCAGAGAGUCCGAGCCCACUCCCAAGGUCCUCAGUGGUAGCAGAGAGUCCGAGCCCACUCCCAAGGUCCUCAGUGGUAGCAGAGAGUCCGAGCCCACUCCCAAGGUCCUCAGCGCGGUGAGCAGAGAGUCAGAGUCCACUCCCAAGGUCCUCAGUGGUAGCAGAGAGUCCGAGUCCACUCCCAAGGUCCUCAGUGGUAGCAGAGAGUCCGAGCCCACUCCCAAGGUCCUCAGCGGUAGCAGAGAGCCCGAGUCCACUCCCAAGGUCCUCAGUGGUAGCAGAGAGUCCGAGCCCACUCCUAAGGUCCUCAGUGGUAGCAGAGAGUCCGAGCCCACUCCCAAGGUCCUCAGUGGUAGCAGAGAAUCAGAGCCCACUCCUAAGGUUCUCAGCGGUGAGUAG
This is a messenger RNA of Oncorhynchus nerka (sockeye salmon), 699 nucleotides long. RefSeq names its product variant surface antigen F-like. Bases 1 to 699 code for a protein of 232 amino acids. The record is from RefSeq and is a predicted model, not a curated record. Lineage: Eukaryota; Metazoa; Chordata; Actinopteri; Salmoniformes; Salmonidae. The transcript is spliced from 4 exons.